Messenger RNA from Trachymyrmex cornetzi, 678 nucleotides. RefSeq lists its product as uncharacterized. NCBI's taxonomy places the organism in Eukaryota, Metazoa, Arthropoda, Insecta, Hymenoptera, Formicidae. The record is from RefSeq and is a predicted model, not a curated record. The transcript is spliced from 4 exons. The coding region runs from base 1 to 678 and encodes 225 amino acids.
AUGGAUGUAUCAAAUUCAGUAAGAAUUCGAAUUGCUCUGGCCACAUCCGAGUAUCUCGCUCAAGGAGAGAGCAUGAGAACUAAACAUCUAGAGUUUAGAGUUGGCAAAUCUACUGUUUGCAAAGUAGUGCCAGAAGUUUGUCGUACUAUAUGGCAUGUCUUGCAACCCAUUGUGCUUCCUACAUUAAAUGCUAAUGGCUGGACAAAAAUAAGUAAUGAAUACAUGCUAAGGUGGCAAUUUCCAAACUGUAUUGGUGCUCUGGAUGGCAGACACAUGGAAAUCAAAAAGCCUCCAUGCUCUGGAUCACAGUACUACAAUUACAAAAGCUUCUUCAGUAUAGUGCUACUGGCACUUUGUGAUGCAAAUCACAAAUUCACAUGGGUAGAUAUUGGACAGUUUGGUUCGAUCAGUGAUGGUGGUGUGUGGAGAAAUUCGGAAUUAGCUGCAGAUCUCGCCUCUGGUGAUGCUGAUCUUCCACUACCAAUACCUCUUCCAGGUCGAGAUGUUCCUUUCCCACACGUGAUUGUGGCCGAUGAGGCUUUCCCUCUUAACACAUAUCUCAUGCGUCCCUAUGCGAGACGCAAUGGAUUAACAGACCGAUACAUUCCCACAACGUCAAUGUCAGCCAAAAAGAUCAUACAUGCUGCACAUACUGUUAAAGCACCACCCGUUGUAUAG